Messenger RNA from Pteronotus mesoamericanus, 3555 nucleotides. RefSeq names its product partner and localizer of BRCA2 (gene PALB2). Gene Ontology annotation, molecular function: DNA binding; protein binding. Bases 1 to 3555 code for a protein of 1184 amino acids. Gene Ontology annotation, cellular component: nucleoplasm. The record is from RefSeq and is a predicted model, not a curated record. NCBI's taxonomy places the organism in Eukaryota, Metazoa, Chordata, Mammalia, Chiroptera, Mormoopidae. Gene Ontology annotation, biological process: double-strand break repair via homologous recombination. The transcript has 13 exons.
AUGGAAGAGGCUCCCGGGAAACCCCUCAGUUGUGAGGACAAGGAAAAGUUGAAGGAAAAAUUAGCAUACUUAAAAAGGGAAUACAGCAAGACUCUGGCCCGCCUUCAGCGUGCCCAAAGAGCUGAGAAGGUUAAGAAUUUUAUUAAGAAAACAGUGAAAGAACAAGCUUGUUUACUCCAACCAGAAGUUUCACCACAGCUAAACCAUUCAGAACCUAAAACUCCUGUAUCUUCUUGUGAUGCAUUACAAAUCAACACCUGUCUUGAUGAAGAAACUGGAGCUGUUGAGCCUCAGACCCUUAACCCUGGACAUGGCCCAGUGGAAGGAUUAGACAUGCAGAGAAAAGAUGAUAUCCAGGAAUAUUUUGCCUACAGGGUCAGUGGCCCUGAUGAUAAGAAAAAGCAGAGUAAGCUGCCAGGGAGAAAAAAGAAGCAGCAGAAGAGAAUAUUUAUUUCACAAGAGAAAGACUCUUUCUUUGACACCAAUUCACUUAUCCUCUCUGAAAAAAGACUAAACAAACAAAAAGAAAUCAAUAGUGAAAAUCCUGGGACACCUGUAACUAAAACAAGAACCAAGUUUUCAAGUCCUCAGUCUGACAUUCCAGAUUCUCGAGCACCAGUUACAGAAACUAAUGGAGGGAGUGUAUUAAUUCCAUUAAAUACCAAGCCACAAAGCAGUGUGGAUGCUGUCUUAGGAGAAAACAGUUUUCCUGGGGUGCCCCCUCCUCCUUUUUAUACUCCAUCAGAUAACAGCAGUGGUCCGCACCUUCAAUAUAAGCUUCCUAAAAGGAACUGUGAAAUUAUUGCUCACGGUUUAAAAAGCAUUAGCCUUACCGCACCUAUAAACUUAGAGGCACACGACAAAAACACGACUGUCUUUAGAGGAAGCCCAGAGGUAAAAAAAGCUGUAAGUGCAAGUGGCCAGCAGCCUGGAAGUCUCGAGUUAGAGACAGAUAAUGCAUGUUCUGUAAAUGAACUCACUUACAACUUACCAGCAAAUGAAAACCAAAAUUUAAAAGAACAGAAUCACACAGAGGAGUCUUUAGAAUCUUCCAGUAAUGCCCUUGAUAAACAAAAUCACACAGGGGAGUCUUUAGAAUCUUCCAGUAGUGCCCUUGAUAAUAGAAGUGAAAGUCUUCAGGAAAAUGAGGUUCUGAGUCAGUCUAAGAGUCUUGGCCCAAAAGUAGUCGCUUCUGUUUCUGCAGAAAAUCAAACACAUUCUUGCACUGUGCUAGAAGACCUUCUUUUUCCUGCUGAAUAUUAUGUUAGAACAACACGACGUAUGUCAAAUUGCCAGAGGAAAGUAGCCCCAGAGGCUGUAAUUCAAACUCACUUCGAUGUCAGAAAGAAAAGAGUUAAAAAUAAGGAAGCUGCUAAAAUUUUAAACCUUUCCAAUGAAGAAACUAACCAAAAUAUGAUUAAGGUGUAUGGCACAUGCACAGGACAAACAAGUUCAAGAAGUCCUUUUCAGAGACUUCUCUCAUUAACUGAAGUCAGCUCUCCCACUGGGCCCACUAAAGAUGACUUUUCUAGGAAGGUGGUGACCCAGCAAUCCAGUAGAAGACGCAGAGGAAAAAGAAGGUCAAUCUGCAACCCUACAUCAUAUCAUCAACUACUCACUUCUGGCAUAUCAGGUGUUAACAGGUCCAAGGAAGAAGUCACCUUGCACAAAGAUCAGAAUGAAAAAGCAAUUAUUCAUGGGAAAGAAGGUCACUGCCAAAAAGAGGACUACUUUUCUUCCAGUAAUAAUGCUUAUUUAGCUUUGGGCAGUGAUGCUUUCAGUGCCCCAUCUCAUAAGAAUGAAAUGUUAAGUUUAAAGCAACUGUCAUCUUUUCUCAAAAUCACAGACUUUCAGUUACCUGAUGAAGAAUUUGGACCUCUUAAGCUUGAAAAACUGAAGUCCUACUCAGAAAAGCCAAUUGAGCCUUUUGGAUCAAAAGUAUAUGGAGAUAGGCAUCUUAAAGAGGGAAAAUGUAUUGUUUUGGAAGAACUGACUCCUAAACAAACCAACAUAGAAAUGGAGGACUUGGGAGAGGAACUGAUUGUUCUACCAGGAAAAGCACAUCCUAAAAUACCAAAUCUAAAAAGCCAGGCUCAGCAGAAGGGCCUUUCCUCAUCGAUAUUACUUUUCACUCCUUUAAAUACUAUUACUCCUGAGGAUAAUGACAAAGUGACAUCAGAUGUGUGUUCACCUGCCUUCCCCAUCAUCGGCACUACUCCAGCCCUUGGUCCCCAAGCAUGCAAAGUGUCCGUAGAAGUUACCGGACUAAGUUGCUCUUCACCCCAGCUUUCUCAUGGGAAAACCAGUGAGAGUCAUCAAUGUGACAGUUGCACCAGCCCACCAAAAUUUGAUGGCAUCCUCCAUGUGUCAGGAAGGAAGGGACAGCUUGACUAUGACUGUGAUUCUGAUCCCCAAGCAACACCUCUCCCCACUGAGUCAUUCACUUUCAAAGAAGAUCAGCUCUGUGGAAAUACAUCCCUAGAAUCAUGGAAACAUUCCAUUGAACAGACUGAAAUAACAGAUGUUCCUGCUUGUGACAGCUUAAACCCAGGCAACCUACAAUUGGUUUCAAAACUUAAGAAUCCCUCAGGUUCCUGUCCCGUGGAUGUGAGUGCCAUGUGGUGGGAGAUAGCUGGUAUCAAAGAGCCAUGUAUCGUAACUGCUUGUGAAUAUGCAGUUUCUCUUUGGAAACCUCUGGAUAUUUGGCAGUGGGAAAAAAUGUAUUCCUGGCACUUCACAGAGUUUCCAGUAUUACAGAUAGUUCCUGUGCCUGAUGUUUGUAAUCUGGUGUGUGUGGCUUUGGGAAAUUUGGAAAUCAGAGAAAUCAGAGCAUUACUUUGUUUCUCUGAUGGUAGAAGUGAAAAGCAAGUGCUCCUGACUUCUGGAAAUAUACAAGCUGUGCUUGGCCUGACAAAGAGGAGGCUAGUCAGUAGCAUUAGGACCCUUUGUGAUCAACAAAUAGAGAUUGUGACAAUUGCUGAAGAUGGAGGGAGCAAAGAAAAACAGUUUUUGAUGCCCCUCGAGGAGACUGUACAAACUUUUGCUGAAGUUCAAGGGAUGCAGGAAGCUCUGCUUGGUACCACUAUAAUGAACAACAUUGUUAUUUGGAAUUUAAAAACUGGUCAGCUCCUGAAAAAGAUGCACAUUGGUGAUUCCUACCAAGCUUCCAUCUGUCACAAAGCUUAUUCUGAAAUGGGGCUCCUUUUUGUUCUUUUGAGUCAUCCGUGUGCCAAAAAGGAGGAGCCAUCGGGAAGCCCUGUGUUCCAGCUUAUUGUGAUCAACCCCAAGACGGCCCUGAGCAUGGGUGUGAUGCUCUACUGUCUCCCUCAAGGACAGGCUGGGAGGUUCCUGGAAGGUGACGUGAAGGAUAAUUUUGCAGCAGCAGUAUUGACUUCUGGAACGAUUGCCAUUUGGGACUUAUUUCUAGGUCAUUGCACAGCUCUUCUUCCACCUGUCUCUAACCAGACCUGGUCUUUUGUUAAAUGGUCAGGUACAGAUUCUCAUUUGCUGGCUGGACAAAAAGAUGGAAACAUAUUUGUGUAUCUAAUAAGUUAG